Acyrthosiphon pisum (pea aphid) is the source of this 1514-nucleotide messenger RNA. RefSeq names its product alpha-tubulin N-acetyltransferase 1-like. Gene Ontology annotation, biological process: alpha-tubulin acetylation. Gene Ontology annotation, cellular component: microtubule. The record is from RefSeq and is a predicted model, not a curated record. Gene Ontology annotation, molecular function: tubulin N-acetyltransferase activity. The transcript is spliced from 9 exons. The coding region runs from base 346 to 1182 and encodes 278 amino acids. NCBI's taxonomy places the organism in Eukaryota, Metazoa, Arthropoda, Insecta, Hemiptera, Aphididae.
AACGUCGCCGACUGCAGUCUGCAAGAUGCACUGCGGCUCAGUAGAACGUAGUUUUUUCUGCUGUUUAUUGGCUCUCGAUUAUUGUGUAGAUUUGUUGAAGUAUUUAAUUUUUUCGGUGGUUUUGUCUCGUCUAUAACAGUUAAACAUAAACAAAAAACAAUUAUAUACACCUACGACAAAUGACAAUCAAUUACUACGUAGUUAUACACAACGGUCAACGUCAAAUCUCCCGACGGCCGGCACUUGCUACUUACCACUAUCCGAAGACGCCAUUAUCGUUUUUAUAUCGUUGUUUGUUGUGGUUUGACCGGAGUAUAGAAAUUUUCCCGGAAAUCUCGUCGAACAAUGGCCAUGCAGUUUAAAUUCGACAGCAACAGCCACGUCGGCCAGGUGUUGAAGAUCAACAACACGUUAACAGCCGAAGGAUACGAGAACAACCACGAAUUGAGAAAUAAUUUGCGAUUGAUAAUUGACGAGAUUGGAAAAAGUUCAGCCAUCGCUCAACAUUUAGAGUUUCCGAUCACCAGUGCACAAAAGCUUCUUAAUUCUGAUCAUGUUAUUUACAUGAUGACUGAACAAAAUACACCAGCUAAUUUUGCUGUUAUUGGAUUUUUGAAGAUGGGAUGGAAAAAGUUGUUCAUUUACAACAAACAAGAUACUUGUUCUGAAACCUUGGUUUAUUGUAUGUUGGAUUUUUACAUCUAUGAGUCUAAACAGCGCCAAGGUUAUGGAAAGCGAUUAAUUGAAUAUAUGUUACAAGAUAUGAAAUUACAUGCCAGGCAUUUGGUUAUGGACAAGCCAACAACUAAUCUAUUGCAGUUUAUGUUGAAAAAUUUUCAACUAUCAAAAUUGGUAAACCAGGGAAACAAUUUUGCUAUAUAUGAGGAUUUCUUUGAUGAAUUUAAUGAAAACCAUGAUUAUACUGGAAACAGAACAUCAGGAUAUAACCGUCCACCAACAUUUGGACGCCAUGGGGCUCAUAAACAUCAUGAUUCAAUGGGUGAAAUUUUACAAAAUACAGGACCUUCUUCUUCUGUAAUGCACAACCAUAACAAUGAUUUUGUUCAUAACCAGUUCCAUGAAGUGAAACCGCAUACUGAAGAAGCUUUAGGCUCACUUCAAAUCAAUAAGUACGGUGACUAUGUGGAGCGAGAUCUUAAAUACCAUCACAGCUCUACAUAAUGCAAAAAACUAUUAAUUAAAGUUUAGAUUACUUAAUCCACAUUAAUACAAAAUUAUAGAUUCAAACAAUUGUACUCUAUACAUAGUAGGUUACAUUGACAUAUUGUAUUUAAAUAAUUACUUUUGGUAAUGGAACAAAAUAUUCAUUAUUUUUGUUUUUCUGAAUUAUUAAUUGCAUUUAUGUCAUUCUAUCUAAUUCAACUUACACAAUGUUUUAAUACAUUUUUUUACAUCAUACCUUUUUUAAUGCACUAUUAAUUAUUAUGAUGAUAAGCUUUACUUUAAUAUAUUAUAUUUACACUUCUUGAUAAUUAUAUGGACUUUUACAGUUA